GUACUGUCACCAGAUCAGACUCACCUGCACCGCACACCUCAUACUGGGGCUGAGUGUCCCUGUACUGUCACCAGGUCAGACCCACCUGCACCGCACACCUCAUACUGGGGCCCAUUGUUGCUGUACUGUCACCAGGUCAGACCCACCUGCACCGCACACCUCAUACUGGGGCCCAUUGUUGCUGUACUGUCACCAGGUCAGACCACCAACACUGCACACUCCAUGGGACAGUGUAUCUGUAAUGUCACCUGGUCA
This is a messenger RNA of Staurois parvus, 255 nucleotides long. NCBI's taxonomy places the organism in Eukaryota, Metazoa, Chordata, Amphibia, Anura, Ranidae. The record is from the annotation of a GenBank genome assembly.